CCGCAAAUGCAAGCUAUUAAAUGCGUGGUGGUCGGCGACGGGGCUGUGGGUAAGACCUGUCUGCUAAUUAGCUACACCACAAAUGCCUUCCCAGGAGAGUACAUCCCAACAGUGUUUGAUAACUAUUCCGCAAAUGUUAUGGUUGAUGGUAAACCAGUUAACCUUGGUUUAUGGGACACAGCUGGACAGGAAGAUUAUGACCGCCUUCGCCCCCUAUCAUAUCCACAAACGGAUGUGUUCCUAAUAUGCUUCUCCUUGGUGAGCCCAGCAUCAUUCGAAAACGUCCGAGCUAAGUGGUACCCAGAGGUGAGGCAUCACUGUCCCAACACUCCAAUCAUCUUGGUUGGUACCAAACUGGACCUGCGGGAUGACAAAGACACCAUCGAACGUUUGCGUGACAAAAAACUCUCCCCCAUCACCUACCCACAGGGUCUGGCAAUGGCUCGUGAGAUAGGUGCAGUAAAGUACCUGGAGUGCUCUGCUUUGACUCAGCGUGGUCUAAAGACUGUCUUUGACGAGGCCAUCCGCGCAGUCCUCUGCCCUCCACCGGUCAAAAAACGAGGCAAGAGAUGCACGCUCUUUUAA
Molecule: messenger RNA, 585 nt
Organism: Chanos chanos (milkfish)
Lineage: Eukaryota; Metazoa; Chordata; Actinopteri; Gonorynchiformes; Chanidae
Gene: rac3b
Product: Rac family small GTPase 3b
Exons: 6
Coding region: 7-585 (192 amino acids)
Biological process (GO): small GTPase-mediated signal transduction
Molecular function (GO): GTP binding; GTPase activity
Source: RefSeq, a predicted model, not a curated record